This is a messenger RNA of Camellia sinensis, 864 nucleotides long. Its product is annotated as Histone superfamily protein. The record is from RefSeq and is a predicted model, not a curated record. Gene Ontology annotation, molecular function: DNA binding; structural constituent of chromatin; protein heterodimerization activity. NCBI's taxonomy places the organism in Eukaryota, Viridiplantae, Streptophyta, Magnoliopsida, Ericales, Theaceae. Gene Ontology annotation, cellular component: nucleosome.
CCAGUGAGCAUUACAACAUUUUGAUUCGCGAGAGAGAAACAGAUACAGAGACAAACAGGAGGUGAAGACUUCAAUCGUUCUUGAGGUUAGAGAUGGCUCGUACCAAGCAGACUGCUCGUAAGUCCACCGGAGGAAAGGCUCCUAGGAAGCAGCUCGCUACUAAGGCUGCUCGUAAGUCAGCCCCAACCACUGGAGGUGUGAAGAAACCUCACAGAUACCGCCCUGGAACUGUUGCUCUUCGUGAAAUUCGCAAGUACCAAAAGAGUACUGAGCUCCUGAUCAGGAAGCUUCCAUUCCAGAGGCUUGUACGUGAAAUUGCUCAGGACUUCAAGACUGAUUUGCGUUUCCAGAGCCAUGCUGUGCUAGCACUGCAGGAGGCUGCUGAGGCAUAUCUUGUGGGUUUGUUUGAAGACACUAACCUCUGUGCCAUCCAUGCCAAGCGUGUUACAAUCAUGCCCAAGGACAUUCAGUUGGCAAGGAGGAUCAGAGGUGAGCGUGCUUAAUCGAGCGUUGUGCUCAGGUGGUGGUGGUGGUGGUGGUGGAUUGUGGUGGAGGUGGUCCUUUACUGUUAAGCCAUAUAUAGAUUGAUAGUCUAAGUUUUUAGUGAAAUGGGUAGUGGUUGGUGUGCAGUGAUGUUUUUUAGGGGACCUAUUAUGGGUUUGCACCCGGCAAAUUUCUUUGUUUAGUUGUGUUUUGUGUUGUCAAACACCACUGGGGCGUUGAACAAUCAUCUAAUGUUUGCAUCUAAUGUUAGUAGGGGGGUUUGCGCUAAUUCUUCCUUCUUGAUAUUAUGUUUUGUUCAAUUUACUAGUUUUGAUUGAUGUUGAUGGAUACAAAUAUGUGAGUGAUGACAAUCAUGGUAAA